CCCCGGGCUGCGCGACUCCAUCCUCCAUCCCGUGGAACCGCAGCACCGCCUCCCAUCCGGGGCCAGUUCCAGGCCCUCUGGCCAGGCCCACCGGACAUGGAGCUCCGAGCAGGGCACCGUGAGCCCCCGGUGCGCCCCAGCCUGCCCGUCUGGUUAGCGCCCAGCUUGGGGAGGGGACGGUGGAAUCUAGCAGGGUGAAAAACUCCACAUCCUGCCCGCCCCAGGCCUCUCCGCCCCGCGGUAGCGAGGUGGGAUGGGUGGGGAAGAAAUCUCUGCUCCUGUCUUUUUGCCUGCCUUUGACCAACUGGAUGACCUUGAGCCGACAGCGCCUCUUCUGUCUAUCCUCCAUCUACACAAUGGGGAUUGGUUUGGCAGGGUCUCUGAACCCACAUCUUUUAGGAUGGGCACGUUGUCGCAUGCUUGGAGACUUUAAGGCUGUUGGUUCCUGGGCCCAUUUGCCUUGACCUGGAUCUACCCUCUUCCCUUGCCUCAGUUUCCCUCAUAUCAUAGGACCAGCUUCCAGCCCUUCCCAUCCCAAGCUCUGGAGACAGCAGCCUCCAGAUUGCUGAGGGCACAGACAGCAUGAAGGCCCGGGGUCGCCUUCUGCUCCUCAUACUGUGCACCUUGACAUUCUCCGCUGUCUACAUCUUCCUGUGCUAUUGGGCCUGCCUGCCCCUCUGCCUGGCUACCUGCCUGGACCCCCACCUCCCUUUGGCACCCAGACCCACUGUGCCAGGGCCCCUGCACUUCAGUGGCUACAGCAGCGUGCCAGAUGGGAAGCCCCUUAUCCGAGAGGUUUGCCACAGCUGUGCAGUGGUGUCCAGCUCUGGCCAGAUGCUGGGUUCAGGCCUGGGUGCCCAGAUUGAUGGUGCUGAGUGUGUGCUACGCAUGAACCAAGCACCCACUGUGGGCUUUGAGGAGGAUGUGGGCCAGCGCAGCACCUUGCGCGUGAUCUCGCACACGAGUGUGCCACUGCUUCUGCGAAACUACUCACACUAUUUCCAGCAGGCUCAAGACACACUCUAUGUGGUGUGGGGCCAGGGCAGGCACAUGGACCGGACGCUGGGCGGCCGCACCUACCGCACAUUGCUGCAGCUUACCAGAAUGUACCCCGGCCUGCAGGUGUAUACCUUCACUGAACACAUGAUGGCCUACUGUGACCAGAUCUUCCAGGAGGAGACGGGCAAGAACCGUGAGAAGAGCCCUCCUUCCGUGCCUUACCACUACUUCGAGAAGGGCCGGCUGGAUGAGUGUCAGAUGUACCUUUUGCAUGAGCAGGCGCCACGGAGUGCCCAUCGCUUCAUUACUGAGAAGGCUGUGUUCUCCCGCUGGGCCAAGAAAAGGCCUAUUGUGUUCGCUCACCCAUCCUGGAGGGCCGAGUAGUUUCUGUUGCCAGUGGCCACCAGGCUUCUGCCAGGCCGCCACACUCCAUCAUGAACAUUUUUUAUGACUCUCGCCUUCUGCCUGAUUCCAGGUGGUACCUGGGGUCUCUGUUACCCCACACUGGGUACACUUGAAGAAUUCUUGGGCCUUGUGACUUGAAGGGGAGUCAAGAGGGUACAUUUAUACUACCCCUGCUCCCUGGCAAAUCCACGUCUUCAUCUUGGGGUUCCAUCCACCUCCAGGUUGUUCAAGUGGCCUUUGCCCUGGGGCCAAGGGCCCCCUCACCAGCACCAUGACUUUAUGCCAACCUUGAUCUUUCCCUAUCUGUAGCCACACGGUGCCACAUUCUCAGGCUGGUGGCCCUGGUUGUUGCAUCCUAGAACCUGGGAUUUGAUGGGUACAAGGGCCUUUGAGCAUCCGCCUCCCAGGACUGUCUCGGGAGUGUGCCAGUAAAUGCAUAUUUUCUGGA
Messenger RNA from Cricetulus griseus (Chinese hamster), 1852 nucleotides. NCBI's taxonomy places the organism in Eukaryota, Metazoa, Chordata, Mammalia, Rodentia, Cricetidae. The record is from RefSeq and is a predicted model, not a curated record.